ACCGAUGUGACCUUGCUCGCUUCCAAACAGGCGUAGUUUUUGUAUGAAAAAUGGAUCACCUGUACCCCAAGCUUACUCCAUAUGAGUUCGACUACACAACUGAUAUAAACAAGAAAAUGAGAGUACCAGAAAAACUCUCCUACGACUCUGAUAACUCUGGUACGCUAAGUGAGGGUCACGAUGUGUCUUUCCGCAAUUAUCCAGUUGCUGAUAUAAUUCUUGACGCAAAACGUCCGUCAGAGAACACACCAGGAUACAGCCCAGACAUUCUCAAUAACAGUGAUCUCAAAUCGAAGGUCUUUUGCAGUGCUCAAGCUCAUGCUUCUUCUCAAGUCAAUCAAGACGAGGCUUCAGCUAGCGCUAAUGCUCAUGCCGGCGUUGUCUGUGAAACAUCAUGUCAUCGAAGUAAAGAACGCCUUCGUCUGGCCAAACCCUCAUCUCAGUCUAGUGUGGAUCAACAGUACUUAUCAACUGUUGAACAGAAUCUUGUCAAACUUGAAGAGAGAAUCUCUCAUUUGGAAUUUCAACAAGCUAUAUUCAAGGGUGGAUUAA
Trichobilharzia regenti is the source of this 552-nucleotide messenger RNA. Lineage: Eukaryota; Metazoa; Platyhelminthes; Trematoda; Strigeidida; Schistosomatidae. The record is from the annotation of a GenBank genome assembly.